CGUGCCCUCUUCUCCUCACUUCCGCCGCUUUCCACACACGACACCAGCCGAAGCCACCGCCCUCCAGCGAGCAAAGGCAUUGCCGCGAUGCCGCCGGUGGUCCCGAGGUCCGACAGGAUAGUUCGCCGGACGGCGAUGGUCGGCGCAGCCACCGCCGCCUACUUGCUCCUCACCGCCGACUACGGCCCCGGCUACCCCAACCCUAUAAGGAAUGCCUUGGAAUCGUUGUCUCUGUUCCCCAAAUCAGACACAGACAAGGAUAAUGUUCAUCAGGCUGAACAAGAUACAAGUAACUUGAAGCCAGAUGGUACAGUAAUCAAAAGCAGCAGUGCAUCGCCUACUGGGAAUUAAGCUAGAUAGGUGAGACCAUGAUUUGCAUCUUUAUAUACUGUAAUAUAUAGCCACUGUGAGUGUUUCCAUGUUCCUGAGCUGGACUGUUAGCAGUCGGUCAGUCAGAUCGGCUUCCCCUUUUGUUCUCAUUACCCAGCAGUUGCUGUUGCCAUGUAUCCGGAUGCAGUGACCGUUUCAGUUAUGAUCGUUUCAGUUUGUACUGUUCAUUCAUGUUGAAAAACAAGGUCAUGAUGGCAACCUGAUAGAUCAUCUA
This is a messenger RNA of Sorghum bicolor (sorghum), 604 nucleotides long. RefSeq lists its product as uncharacterized. Bases 88 to 351 code for a protein of 87 amino acids. The record is from RefSeq and is a predicted model, not a curated record. NCBI's taxonomy places the organism in Eukaryota, Viridiplantae, Streptophyta, Magnoliopsida, Poales, Poaceae. The transcript is spliced from 2 exons.